CAGCCUGAGGUUCCCCCCCCCCCCCCAUGACCUCCCUUGGGCCAAUAUCCAAAUGAACAAGAUAAACAUAAAUUAUCUGGAAAUGUGAAAGCUCAAUAAAAAACAAACUUAUUUUGUAAAAAUAUUUGUAAAAUGUAAAAAUUAUUUAAAUAUUACUUGGUCUGCUGUUACUGUCACCCACCGCGUAAUUUACCUGGCAACAGUCGAAUAAUGUGAGUACCAGCACUUAUUUUUUCCCACUUAAAGCACUGUGUCAAUCAAUUAAUCAUCCGUGCAAAAAUGGAGAAGAAAUGCAAGGGAGGAGUACAAAAAUUAAGAGAAAAGAAAAGGCACGCACUACAAGCAGAUGCGGCCAAGUGUCAGAAACUGACAAAUAUAUUUUCUGCUGCUGCAUCAUCUGCACCAUCUCUCGCGCCGUCGCCGUCUGGAGGACAACGUGCCCCGGAGGGGGAUGCUACUCAGACUGAAGAUGAUCCAGCUACUGCUAGAGGAAGCCAAGCCCAGGAAGUCAAUGCUCUCUCUUCAAAAGUUGAUUUUUUUACAAGGCCAAAACCAGAGGAUUUAGAUUAUUUCUUGAGUCAUCAUCCCCAGCAGAAGGCAGAGAAGGCUAUAGUGCAGAGAGCUUUUUCUUGCAAAGAUGGCACAAAUAGGAAAUGGCUUUCAUACAGUGAAGACAGACAAGCACUCUUCUGCUUCCUUUGUAUGACAUUUGCUAAGGCUACAGAUAGCAGUUUAUUCAUCACUGGCAUGACAGACCAGAAACACAUACAUCAGAGAGUGGAAGAACAUGAGAGGAGCAAUCUACACAGAGGUUGUGCAGAAGCAUUUCCUUAGGUCCUCAAAACGCAAUGUUGAGAACCUUCUCAUGGGACAUCAGAUGUCUCUUUGUAAAGUGCAGGUGCGCAAGAGGCGGCAAGUGUUGGAGCGCAUCAUAGAUGUGGUGAAGCUCAUUGGAAAAAGAGGUUUGAGCUACAGAGGGUCACAGUUGGAGACAGCAUACAUGCUUGAUGAUGAUGAUACAGUGGAUCAUGGCAACUUCUUGGAAAUUAUUGUGUUGCUUCAAAAUAUGAUGUUUGCCUCAAGGAACAGUGAGCUACUUGAAGAGAAUGAAGAAACAGAGCUGGAGGUUGAAGCUGCUCUGCCACCAAAAAGGGGUCAAAGAAAGAAAUCCAUGCCUGGAGAGAUGUCCCAAGAUGAGACUGUCUGACACAGAGGCAUUGUACAGAAUCAAUGUCCACAAUCGCAUCAUGGAUACAGUCAUUGAGAGCAUGCACCAGCGAUUCCUCAAAAAUGGCACCUUGUAUGCUGAUUUGGCUCUUCUGGACCCAAAAAACUUCAGCCAGGUAAAAUCAUAUUCAAGUGGCUUCCCAGAGACAGCACUCAAAGAUCUGAGCAAAUGUUUACUACCAUUUGAUGACAGGGCAAUGGUCACCAAUUUACAGAGUGAGCUCCUCAGUCUGGCAGGACAGUGGGAUAAGUUGAAGGCCUCAAUAUUUGAGGAAUACACAACCAUGACAGCAAAAGAGGUUGGGUCAGAGGUUGCUGAAAAGGAGAUGGUGAACACAAAGUGCCCAUCUUGCAAGGACUGCCCAUUGUGUUGCUACCAUAUGCUGAGGAAGUACAACCUCCUGACAGAUGCAUACCACAUAAUCGGCCUUGCAUACAAGUUCCUGCUUACUCUGUCAGUCACACAGGUAGCAUGCGAGCGCAGCUUUUCAACACUAAAAUUCAUCAAGGACAGGCUCAGGAGCACUCUCUCUCAGCAGCACCUGGAGGCAUUAAUGCUCAUGGCCACUCAGCAAGAUGUUCUUAAGAUGCUGGACAGCGAGGACAUCAUAGAUGGUGUUGCAGAGAAAAGUGUGCUGCUGCAGAAAUUGCUACUUCAGUCAGGUUGCCCAUUCCCAGGCUUUGUCAGCUGCCCCACUCAGACCUUGGGUAGCUACAGACACAACUGGAGAGGUUCUGUCAGCCCACUGCACAUGUAUGGCAGGCUUAGGGGGAAGCUGCAGCCACAUUGCAGCCACCCUCUUUUCUGUUGAGGCAGCUGUCAAGAUUGCAAAGGAGACAUCCUGCACAUCCCUUCCCUGUGCCUGGUCUAACACAUCUGGGGCCAAGAUUGAUUAUGCAGAAGGCUGCAACAUAGAUUUUACCAGCCCCCAAAGGAAAAAAGUCAAAUUACACAAGACAGUGUCUCCAGCAACAGGCACUUCCAGGGAUAUCCCUUUGCCAACAUCUGAUGAUAAACAGUCCCUGUAUGACAGCAUUCAUGCAACUGGAGUCAAAUCUGCAGUCUUGUCACUGGUCCCCAAAUAUUCAAAGACAUUCAGACCAAAAGCAGUAGCUCUGGGAUUACCAGCAUCAUUACCUGAAUUAUACCGGGAGACAUUUGAGCAGCUCACCUGCCAAGAGCUACAUGACAAGUGUGAAGAGGUCUUCACUACCCUUCAAGUUUCACAGGAACACUGAACUUGAAAUCAAAUAUUUUUAAUAUAAAUAAACAUCAUUCUGCUCUCCCCACAGUAUUACUUUAAAAGUUUCCCCUUGAAUCAACUUAAAUUUGGGGCCAGAUAACAUGAAAUUAUAUUCUCUCUGUAGUAUAAAUAAACGCAGCUAUCUGAUCUCAGUGUUACUUAUUAAGCUUAACUGUUAAAAGUUUAAAUUUAUUGUAUGACAAUGGCUAUGAUCAACAAAGCGUCCUUCAUUAACUAAAAUUCUUAUGUAGUAAACUUUUAAUGCUACGGAAAUGGUACCCUACACAUUUUAAGUUUCUUGCUCGAUUACAGGCAGCAGUGAUUGAGCGAGAGACCCGAGAACAAACAAAGUGCAAGAUUUGGUAUCAACAGAGGGCAGGACGGAUCACUGCAUCACUGUUCAAAGCUGCCACAUGCACAGAUCCACACAACCCGUCUGUCUCACUGAUCAAGCAGAUCUGCUAUCCAGGGGCUUUCUCACUCCAAACAACGGCAACACGAUUCCUUGGAAUCUGGACACGAGAGACAAAGAGCAGAGCUUCCGCCUGGACUUAUGCACGCAUGGCGGACUGACGUAGAUGAUCCCGCCCACGUGUGAUAUGGGGAUGCAACCAUGAGAAACAAGCCCGUGAUAUGUAUCAGGAGCACAUUGCCCUCAACCACCAAAAUGUAGAGGUGACAACAGCCGGGUUACACCUACAUCCUGAAUACCCAUUCCUUGGAGCAUCCCCAGAUGGUCUUGUGCAGUGUGACUGCUGUGGAAGAGGAGUGCUUGAGAUUAAGUGUCCAUUCUGCUUGACCAAAAAGGACAUUUAUGCAGCAGCAGAGGACAAACAGUUUUGUCUCAAGAACAACAAUGGCAUACUCCGGCUCGACCACCGCCAUAAGUUUUACCACCAAGUCCAGCUACAGCUACUUCUUACUGGAGCCAAAUACUGUGACUUCAUGGUGUGGGCAGAAGUGGCUGGAAGUGAUGACAACAAAAUCUACCUGGAGAGGAUAGAACCGGACAGGACAUUUAUAGAACAAGCAGUUGGUUAAGCGAAACCCUUCUUUGUGCAGUGUAUCUUACCAGAACUGGUUAGUAAGUGGUUCAGUAGGAAGCAACAUCUCACACAGGAUAAGAAUACAGAUGAACCAGACAGUACACCUUGCUACUGCAAAGAUGACACUGUGGCUAGCUCGCUCAUAAUAUGCAAGUCUGGAUUUUGUCAGAUUAAGUACUUCCAUCAAGUAUGCCUAGGAUUAAAAAAUCCCCCAAAACGUAAAUGGCUCUGCCCAGACUGCAGAACCAUAAGCCGACAGACCAAAAAGUGAGGUCAGUCAAAUGGUACCACUGAUUCAGACAGGUUAGUCAGGGCACAGCUAACACGUACAAUUUUGUCUAAUGUUGUUAGUCCAUACUGGUCACUUUGUAAAUAGGUAAUAGGUAUUUUUGAUUCCAGUAUUGUGUACUUCUGUCUGGUAAGUCCAAUGACCCAUUCAACAUGUAUACGAAGCGAGGCCAGUGCUCUGGUGCUUUCAAUGUCCAGUGGACUUAACUGCUGUUUCCCUUUUGUGAAUGCCGGAAUCUGAAGACGUGCAUUGUAAAGACCUACGGAGUCUUCAAUAUCAAACCCUCUGUCAGCUAGAAUCACAUCUCCAGGAAGCAAGUUGUUCAAAAAGCCGCAGUUGUUGAUGUGCUUGUCACUUGUGCGACCACCCCAGCCUUUUGAAAUGAAAGAGAUCACUCCCUGGGGUGUUAUUCCUAUUAGAUAUUUAAUGGUGUUGUGCGACUUGUAGCUCAAAUACGUUUCAGCCCAAGCUUUCAGGUCGCUGGCUCUUUCAAUAAAGAUUUCAAAGCAGUCAAUGAUACAAGCACAUUUUCCGUAGCUUUUUCUGAAAGAAGCAGGCAUUGUUAAUUUCAACUGGUCCCGUUCAGGCCAAAAGAUAAGAGCUGACACAAGCCGCCUGUCCAUCACUGCUAGAACGUCAUUAAACAUUCUUGAAACUGUUGACCUUGAUACUCCAAAGAGAUAUGCCAGUACGUGCAUGUUUAUGUUGCAUUUCAGCCGCAUACACACCAGAAGCAGCUGUUGAAAUGGAUUAAGUAUAGUCUUAUCACGUAGAUGUUCUGCAAUGUUUUCCAGUAUAGCAAUAAACAACGCAAAUGUUGGUAUACCA
Molecule: messenger RNA, 4634 nt
Organism: Neoarius graeffei (lesser salmon catfish)
Lineage: Eukaryota; Metazoa; Chordata; Actinopteri; Siluriformes; Ariidae
Exons: 5
Coding region: 1107-2039 (310 amino acids)
Molecular function (GO): protein dimerization activity
Source: RefSeq, a predicted model, not a curated record